Caenorhabditis angaria is the source of this 7327-nucleotide messenger RNA. The record is from the annotation of a GenBank genome assembly. NCBI's taxonomy places the organism in Eukaryota, Metazoa, Nematoda, Chromadorea, Rhabditida, Rhabditidae.
AUGGACGAUCCGUCUAUGAUGCCGGAUUUGUCACAUCUGUCCGCCGAAGAACGUGAGAUUAUUGAGCAGGUUUUCAAACGACAAAGGGAUGAGGAAGCCAAAGAGACACAAUUAUCACAGUUAGUUUUUUCUGAAAUUUUAGAGAAAUUUUAACUUUGCAUUACCUGUUAAAAAAAUUCAUAAAAUCUGUUCACCUACCCUUCAUUUUCCAGAAAAGCAUCAGAAGAAUUAACCGAGCUCGAUAAACAAAUCAACGAUCGAAAAGAAAUAUCAAAAAAGUUGAUCGGCACCCAAGACGAUGCAAUUUGUCAGAUUUGUCAAAAGACAAAAUUCGCUGAUGGUAUAGGUCACAAAUGUUUUUAUUGUCAACUUCGAAGUUGCGCGCGCUGUGGUGGCCGUGCACAAUCGAAGAAUAAAGCGAUUUGGGCUUGUUCACUUUGUCAGAAACGUCAGCAAAUUUUGGCAAAAACGGGAAAAUGGUUUCAACCUGAAGAACCGGUUCAGCCGAAAAUCAGUGUUUCCGGACCGACGCCUACACAAGGUGGCAUGGAUUCGCCAUCGAUGAUGAGUUUGUCGAAUUCACAAACUGGCAUGAAUAAUGGUUCACCGAUGCCGCAAGGUCAAAGACAAGCUGAGCCUCCGGAUAAAAUGUAUCAACAAGGUGGGAAUGGGCCUAUGAAUGGGCCAAUGAAUGGGCCGAUGAAUCAAGGGCCUAUGAAUCAAGGUCCGAUGAAUCAGCAAGGCCCGAUGAACCAGCAAGGCCCCAUGAACCAGCAAGGCCCAAUGAAUCAACAAGGCCCGAUGAAUCAGCAAGGCCCAAUGAAUCAAGGACCUAUGAAUCAGCAAGGCCCGAUGAACCAGCAAGGCCCGAUGAACCAGCAACAAAAUCCCGCGAAUCGUCGACAGCAAAAUCAAAUGCCGAAUCAAAACCAGCAACAAGCUCAAAAGCAAUUUCGAAAUCAACAGCAAUCCUCAUUCCAGGUUGGUAUUUAUUUAUUUUUUGAAAUCUGAUACGUUUUGAACUCAUAACUCAUUUUUUUUCUCGUCCACUUUUUUUCCUACAAAGGGAUUAGCUAGUUUUUGCACUUUUUGAGCGCCUGAGAAUUUUCCGGCUCAGACUUGGAAGAAGUCUGAAUUUUUCAUGAUUUUAAGAAAAAACGAAUUUACAUAAAUUCAGGGACCUAAAAGUCUAUUCAGAUCAAUUUUUGUGAGUUGUACAUAGAAAAUGAAAAUGUUACCCACUUCUAUAUGUAUUUUCUCUCUAUUUCUCUAUUCCUCUUUCUCUCUCUCUCUCUUUCAAAUAAUGACGACUACGACAUCAAUAAAUUGCCCGUUUCCGCUAUAAGAUGUUGUAACUCACCCCUUUGGAAGCUUGUUAUGUAUACAUACUGCAAAACUAAUAGGGGUUUUUUUCUAGCAGCAGCAGCAACAAAAUCAGCCACAGUCUUCUUCUCGAGGUGGUAUGAAUAUGCAGCAGCAACAGCAACAGCAGCAGCAGCAGCAGAAUAUGCGACCGCAGAAUCAACAAAAUCAGAACCAGGGAAUGAUGAAUCAGGGAUUCAAUAAUCAACAAAACCAAAAUUAUGGACCAAAUAAUCAAUACCAAAAUCAGAAUAUGAACCAGAAUCCAAAUCCAAACAUGAGCAAUCAAAUGCAUAAUCAGAAUCAUCACCAGAACCAAAAUCAGAAUCAAAAUUUGAAUCAAGGACAGCAUAAUAAUUUCCAACAAAAUUCACAAUUCCAGAAUCAAAAUCAGCAACAAAAUCAAUUUCGUAAGUCCCUAGGCCUAGCAAAAAACAAAAGUAAAUUACUUUUUGUUUCAGAAACUGGCGAGAGCAGCAAUAUCUACAAACAGCCAUCAUUAGAGGUUAGCUAAUGGACUUUUCCUUUUCUUUUCCCCCGUUUUUUUCCUGAACUACUUAACUUUUUUUCCGCUAUUCACAUCAGUUAGAAAAAAGUAACCCAUGUGGAAGAUUUUGGCAACAAAAAAAAGUUCCAAUUUAAAUUACGUUCCACUUCUUCUUUUUUUUUUGAUUACUUUUUUCAAUCUCAUUUUUUUUCAGAGGACUGCUUCACAAGGAAAUUACAAUCAACAACAAGACAUGCAACAACGGUAUGUUUUAGAAUUUUUUGUUGGAGAUUUUCUGAUUUUUUUAGACCGACUUUCUACACUGGAAAUUCUUGCAAUGAUCCAAACAGCUUCAAUCAACAAGAUCAAUCAAUGAAUCGCAAAAAUCGUGGAAAUCGAGUGACAGAGGAAGAUUAUGCAACUUCUGCUAACUUUGAAUCGAAAAAACGUAAUUUUUUAAAAGGGACCUUUGGUUUGAAGUUUCUGGUACUGAAAAUUCACAUUACAAUCCCAAAUUUUCUGAAGACUUCAAAUAAUGUUUUACCAUCAAAUCAUAUGAAAUUUAUCUUGUUUCAGAAUUAGGCCUUUGAAAAUUAAAAAAAAUUCAAUAAUCUUUCUUCAUUUUCAGACCGGAAUCAUAAUUCGCAAAAUCCACAACAGCAACAACCAAAUAUGAAUUCUCAAGGUGUUCGAGCCUGUCCACCAAACGAUGAUCAUCUAAAUAGGGUUAAAAAUCGAUUGCAUCGGUAAGUUCCCUCUUAAAUUUCAUCAAUUCUUGUUUCAAAUUCUGACAUACAUAAAACCAUAAAAAGUUCCCCCUUUCUUUCAAGAAAAUAAAACCAACUAGUCUUUCAAGAAGCAGAAAAAAAACAUCAUUUUCAUUUUACAGACGAACAUAAAGCUAAAAAUAAAAUAUUUCUCAUUUCAUAUUCUGCCUUUUUUCCUCCAGCUCCAUCCAAUGCGGAGCCAAAAAGAAAGAAAAAAGAAAAAAGAGCUCUUUGCCAUCGCGAACCAAUUAACUAAUGUAAAUAAAAUUAGUAUUCCUCUUCGAUCUCUCAAUUUCAUUCAUUCAUUCAUCCUUUUUUGGUCCUCGUGUUUUUUAUGACCUCACAUUUUUUUAGACAACUUCGUUCAAUGUCAUCAUCUGAAGAGGAUAUAAUGGCUGGAGGUGGUGGAUCGACACUGAAAAUGUCAACAUCAGCAGUUGUGGCAGCGGGAAACAAAACGUCAUUUCACGAUGAAAUGGGUGCUUCAAAUGUUCAACGACUUUCUGAAGAAUGUAAUUCUGAGAAGGGUUUGUGUAUGUCAAAAAUGCGGGCAAAAGUGUUAACCUUUGAUUCAUUUUCUAGAUCUUCUUCGAUACAUCUAUGGAGAUUGCAAAAAUCCCGACCAAGCUCAAAAUCCUCUCAAAAGUGAGUUGUGAGAAAAUGGCAUUUUUUUUUGCAACUGGGUGCGGUGUUAUAUUUCAUUUCGUUAAUUCAAUUCAUUUAGAUAUGCAACCAAAUCGUCGACGUGAAAAAUCAUUGUCUGUUUCACCUUCUCGAAAUCACGAUGCCUUUGGGUCCGGAAGUAUAUCUGGUGGUGAUCUGCUAGCAUCAAGAAUCCGAACUUUUCUAUCGGUAUUAUCUAUUCUUUCUAAUUGUGUUUGUGAACUUACAAUUUUAUAGCAUCCGGUGACUUGGCAACCAUCAGCAGAUCAAAAACGUCUAAUCGGUCAUAUGAUUCUACACCGCACUGAAAAUAGUUUAUCAAAUGGUGAUUUAGGUUUGAAAAUUGUUGGUGGAAGAAGAACAGAUACUGGUAAACUUGGCGCUUUUGUGACACAGGUCAAGCCAGGAAGUGUUGCUGACACAAUCGGAAGAUUGAGACCAGGUAUAUUUCAAUUCAAAAUUUUGGACCGUACAAUUAAUUUAUAAUAUUCAGGCGACGAGGUUGUUGAGUGGAAUGGGCAAUCUUUGCAAAAUGCAACCUAUGAACAAGUUUAUGAUAGCAUUGCAGCUUCAAGAUAUGAUACUCAAGUUGAAUUGAUUGUUUCGAGAAGUGCUAUGUGAGUUUGAAAAAAGAAACAUCUAAUUUGAAUUUAAUAUUGUUUAGUUUGCCUGGUGGAGAUGAUUUUUUGAAUAUGACACAAGCACAAUCAUCCUUAUACUACCAUCAACCAAAAUCUGCAACAUCUUCUUCACAUCAUCAACGACAACUUCCAAACCCUGAACUAUUUAUUAGUUCGACAGGAGGUCUUACACAGAAGGAGCAACAAUUGUUGUCACAUUCACAAUCCGCAGUUUUUGCGCCAAACAACGCGUUAACAUCAAGAAAUCGGUCAACAUCAAGUUAUUAUUAUCCAGAUACAGCAGCCGAUCUUGGUAUUCCGUCACUUCAUGCAGCACAAUCACAACAAACAUUUGGAACGGGUCAUAUAUUCGGUCGUAUUGAAGUGUCAUUUGUUUAUUCUCAUCAUGAUCGACAAUUAUCGGUAGCCUUGGAACGGGCAUAUGAUCUACCGCCACGUCCAGAUGGAACACCAAGAAAUCCAUAUGUCAAAAUAUUUUUGUUACCUGAUAGAAGCGAGAAAUCAAGAAGACAAUCAGCGGUGAUUGCUGAAACUGUCAUGCCGGUUUGGAAUGAAGUUUUUUAUUAUAAUGGGCUCACUGAGCCAAUGAUUUUGCAGCGGGUAUUGGAGGUAAAUAUUUAUAGGAAAUGUGAAAAUAAAAUUGAUAAUUGCAGAUGACUGUUUGGGAUUAUGAUAAAUUUGGAACAAAUAGUUUUCUCGGUGAAACACUUAUUGAUCUUGCCAGCGUUCCUUUAGACGGUGAACAUUCUUUGAUGUGCACACUUGUUGAUAUGGAUGAUGAUAAUCCAUUGAGAACUCGGCUGAAGCUAAGAAAAUCUUCAUAUCAUCAACCAAUUCGACGACCUCAAUCUGAAUUGAAUUAUUAUGAUCAUUCACCAUAUUACAAUAAUGUUGGUGGAAGUGGUUUAGACAACGAGGAAAACGAUGAAUAUUUGGAUGACGAUGAUUUAGAAAAUGAUAUUGAUCUAGCAACAGGAAGUGUGCUUCGGAAAUCGAGAGGUUAUGAUAGACAGAGACGUGAUAAAUCACAUGGAUAUGCUGAUUGGUCAAUGAAUCAUCAACGACAAUCAGGAUCUGGUUAUUUAUCUGAUCAUGGAUAUGGAAGGCAUAAUAUGAUUUCUCGAACUUUCAAUCGACGACAACAUCGGAGGCCAAGAAGUGCCACUGCCUUGAUGCAUAGUGAUGUUCGAGAUGGUAGAAGUGAGUUCUGUGACAUGGGAAAUCAAUAAUUUUUUUUGUUUUUUCAGUGGGACAAGAUGAUCGAUAUGAUCAUCGAAAAUAUUCUGAUCGUGGUGAAGAAGACGACUAUGCAAUCAAGUAAGUAGUCAUGUUUCCAGUUCUGUUUUUCAAAAUCAAAAAAAAUAUUUUUAGCGGUCCACAAGGUUCACAAUACUAUGGCGGAGAGAAUAGUAUCUACGAGGAUUCACGAUAUAAAAUAACUCAACCGCAUCUCCCGCAACAUAUGCACAAUCACACACAAGGGCAUAAUCAUAAUAAUCAUUCUGGACAAUUACAACAACAUCCAGCAAACCAGCAACAACAUCCACAACAAAAUCCUCAACAACAAAAUCAGCAGCCACAACAACCAAAUGUUCAGAGUGCACAUCAUUUACCAGUUCAGCCUGGCGGUCAACCACAACAAGGUUAUUAUAGUGAUGGAAGUGAAACGAUGAGUGUGCAUUCUUGUAAUAGUAUGCCGAUGAUAACGUGAGUUAGGAAGGGUUAAUCUGAUUCUGAGGAUAUAUGUAGUUUGGGCAUUUGAGCUCCCAAUUAGGUUGAGCUUUUAGGCCGUUUGUUUUCUAAAGUAUCUCAUGAUCAGAACAUCUUAAAAAUAUUAAUUUUAUAUUUAAGCUUCAUCAAAAAUAACAUCUCAACCAGAAAUAGAUUCGCACUAUUUUCAUUUGAACUUAGGAAAACUCUUCCUAUCAACCAAACCUUAUCAUUGCAGAACAAUAAACCGGCGAAAUCUGAUACAAAACUCAAAUGCAAGCGAAAACAAUUCAUAUGAAGAUGGAAAUCGGGUCACCAUCAAAGAAGCAAAACAAUCAUCAAAUGCUAGUUCGAGCUCAUUAGGAAAUAGUCAAACGGCAUCAAAUACAAAUUCGGCUGGACCGAUGAAAGAACGAAAGAAAAGUUUGAUGACUCGAUUUAUUCCUGGGAGAAAUGCUGGUGGAUCAGAAGGCAAACGAACUGGAUUUGCGAGAUCUGAAGAAGUUGGAAUACCAGGAAAUUUAUCUUCCGAUCGUCUUGUCGAACCAACACCUCCAUUUCUGAAACAAGCCAGUAAAGAGAGUACUGAUUCAGCACAUUCUGAUAAGUGAGUUUAUUUAUUGGUAUUCUAUCUAUCUUUCUUUCAUUCUUUCUUACUGUACUUAUAGUCAGCUUCUUCUACUUCUUUUCAAUUCAAUUGUAAACAUUUUAACUGUAUUUUUGUAAUGAAAAUUAUUGAACAAAAAAGUUGAUUUGAAUACAUUGUAAAUUUCACUGUAAAGUAAAGCAUUUUCAAAUUUAAGCUGGUUGCCAAUUCUUGCCGAUGGACCACUUGGAACAUUUGUUGAUAAUUUGGGACCAGGUCAAGUUGUUGGACGACAAGUAUUAGCCUCACCUGUGCUCGGAGAAAUACAAAUAGGCCUAAUGGCUGGUAGAAGUGGAAUAGAUGUAGAAAUUAUUCGCGCCAAAAAUCUUGUUGUGAAACCCGGUGUGAAAAUUUGUCCAGGUUUGAGUUUUCUCCUUGUUUUUUUUUGCAUAUGGUUUGAAAUUAAGUUCGUUAUGUUUCAGCUCCCUAUGUUAAAGUAUAUCUUAUGGAAGGAAAACAAUGUGUUGCAAAAGCGAAAACGAAUGCGGCGAAUAAAACAACUUGUCCAUUAUUCCAACAACAUCUAAUAUUCAAUGAUAAUCCGAAGAAAAAAAUGUUGCAGGUAAGGAAAGAGUUGGAUUACACAAACAAAUGUGUGUUUUGGUUUUGGAACAUUUGCUCUGUUUGAGUAUAAAGAAGGGAUGUUUAGUCUGAAAUAAUAGAAACCCGCCGCUAAAAAUUCAAAAAGUUUUAUAAACUUCAUUUUGUGAAUCUUCUUCGCAGGAGCCUUGAAAUUUCUAGAACGUUGCAGUAUUUUUUUUAAAAUAAAUUCCCUAUUUAUUUUCCAAAAUCCUAGAUUUCCGAAAAGAACUUUCCAAAACACAUUCACUUCAAAAAUCCACAAUUCCAAUUUUAGGUAACAGUCCUUGGUGAUUACGGUCGUAUGGAGCGAAAAGUGUUCAUGGGAAUAUCUCAAAUCCGUCUCGAUGAUCUCGAACUUGGUUCUCAACCCCUUAUUGGCUGGUAUAAAUUAUUCCAUAGCUCAUCUUUAGCUGGAACCGGACCAGUUAGAAAAGAUUCCGACGUAUCAGUUGGCGGUGCUCAACAAUAA